Saccostrea cuccullata (small rock oyster) is the source of this 3693-nucleotide messenger RNA. RefSeq names its product von Willebrand factor A domain-containing protein 7-like. The transcript has 20 exons. NCBI's taxonomy places the organism in Eukaryota, Metazoa, Mollusca, Bivalvia, Ostreida, Ostreidae. Bases 36 to 3068 code for a protein of 1010 amino acids. The record is from RefSeq and is a predicted model, not a curated record.
AUCUACUAUCAUUAAUCUAAGUCUCGGCUCUCGCCAUGUCGUCUGUCUGGCUUAUUCUUCUCUUCUACUGCAUCGUGUACCAAACAUUGGGUUUCCCGCCAAAUGAUAUCCCUGCUGAAUCCAGAACUCAGUCGCACAAUUCUAUUACUUUGGAGGCCAUAUUUCGCACCACUGCUGUGUUUUUGGAUAAAUUGGGCUUAGUGAACAACACAGGACUACCUCCUGCUCAAAAAGUUCAGGCAUUUUUUGGCACAGAUCAAGAAUCUUAUUUAAAUUAUCUAAGGAUUAUUACCAGAAUCAUCGGCUAUGAGAAUGACAUCCAAAGAGAUUUUGCCAAUGUUUCAUUUUACCAUGUGAAUGGAGAACAGAUUGCAAUAGCACACAAUUACAUCCGCAAUCUAAGACAAACAAUAAAAGGUCUGUCCACGACAGCAACAACAGAUGACAUCGAGCAGAUCAGAGAAAAGGUUGGAGCAGCUUUGUAUACAAUUCAGGAAUUCUACAGCAACACGAACUGGGUAGAACUCCGUAGAAAUAGCAUUUAUGAGGAUUUCGGUCAAGACAGUGUAACAUUGAUAGAGGUGGCAGACCUUCAAGAAAACACCUGUUCAGACUGUGCAUUUCUAGAAGGGCUUAUAAUAUGUGACAACAAUAUUGUUACCGACAAAUUAACAAGUGGCUACAAAUCAGGACAAGAUGUAACAAAACCUGUCAGGCAAGGUAUAAGCGGGAAAUGCAGUCAUGGAUCGUCGGAUGAUGACAGUCGCUUUAUGACGGCAACCGGUGGAAUCUACAAAGGAAGAUCUGUUCAGAGCGAAGCUCCCCGCAGUAUCCUGCAUGCCGCCGCGUCGGAAGCAGCCAUUAACGCUUCACAAUACUUUCUUAUCGGGCAAGGACGAGGACUUUUAAGUCUGAUGGGUGAGGAAGUCUUCCGAGAUGUCUUUGGUAUACGGACCAGAGAAGAUAUAGUUAAAACGUCCUUGACCUUUGUCAUUGACGUCACAGGUUCCAUGGGGGAUGAUAUUAAAGCGGUGAUAAAGGCCACUCAGAAAAUAGUCUAUGAGGCAAAAGACUCGCAGUUCGUGCCAGAAAAUUAUAUUCUCGUUACUUUUUCUGAUCCUGCAUCGUUGACCACCGGAAGACAGACCGAUAACCCAGAGGUCAUGAUAAAUUGGCUUAAAAAUCUCGCGGUAACAGGAGGCGGGGAUUGUCCUGAAUAUGCUAUGACUGGAAUGUUGAAAGGAAUUGAAAUGUCCAACAAAAAUUCCAAAAUUUACCUUUGUACUGACGCUGAUGCAAAAGACGAGUAUUUACAGGACCGAGUGAUCGAAGGGUUGAGGGCGAAAUCUCUCACACCAGUGUUCCUCCUUACCGGACAAUGCUCUUCCAGGAGGAAAAGAGACAUAAUUGAUCUGGAACAGUCCCCGAUACCAGAUACUAUGCUGCCGUCAGAAACCAACCUUUUCCAUCGAGUGAAAAGAUCGAGUUUGCAGGUGUUCGAGGCAAUAGCAAAAGAAACUGGAGGAAGGGUAUAUGAAACAAAGGUGGCACAACUAGAGACAAUAGUGGAAAAAGAGAUCAAGGAUACUUUUCCAUCAUCCAAUGUCUUUAUCACGUGGUUUGUGAUACCUGCCAAUUCUGCAUCAAAUGUUGUAAUGUCUAUUCCUGUAGACAAUCACAUGGAAACACUAAAGAUAGAUGCUAGGAUAGUCAUAAACCAGUUCGAAUUUACUCUUUCUUAUCCCAACGGUACAAAUGUUAUGUUUUCAUCUGAAAAGGAAAAGCAAAACAUUUUAGACAGCACUUUAACAAUAUCAAUUCAGGAUCCAGGUCCUGGGAUUUGGAAAUUUGAGAAGAAUACAUUAAGUGCAUGGAUAGUAAACGUUACAGCCCAAAGUCCAAUGGAUUUCUCUACUAGUAUUUUGGAACCCAGCUCUGAUGGCAAUUUUUACCAGUUGUCCGGAAAUCCAAUUAAAGGAUACAACUAUACAUUAGUGGUUGAUAUUCAGAAUUUGGACUCUAACUCCUCUUGUACAAGUGUUGGUCUGUUGGAUAGAAAUGGGACUGAAGUGGCAGAAGUUCCCGUUAGAAGAUUAGACAUUGCGAGUAUAACUCGUUGCAUUGGAGAGUUUGUUCCUCUGAAUAAGUCAAGUUACGCACAACUUAGAGGAGAAGAUGCACUUGGUAAUGAGUUCCUAAGGACGCGCAUGUUUACUAUUCUACCAGCCUCCGUGCAGCUGCGUGUUUAUCCUGUUCUAGGACAGUUACGUUUAAAUGAAAGCACAAAUAUCACCUUUACCCUUACAAACACUGGGGAUUCUUCUGUGAAUUUCAUGAUCACUGUAUCAAAUGGUAAAACCAAUAUUACGGUACAACCGGGGAAUCUUAGUGCUGGGGAGAUAUACACUGCUGUUGCCAUGGUAACACCAGAUUCAUUGCAGCCAAUAGUAUUAGAAUGGACCGUUACUCUGGAAAACUACACUGGUAUUAUCCAAUCAGAAAGGAGGCGCUAUUCCGUGGCAGACACGAGAACAGCAGACUGUAUAGUGCUAAAAUAUCCAGAAAGAUGUCCCGUGCAGUCCCUCAACACUGGGAACUGUUCCUCCUACAACUGGACAGGAUUGGUCCAGGUCUCAUCAGCAACUAUAUGGCUAUCAGAGAUCAGCGUAUCCUCUGAUGAAGUCAUGCUGGAACAUAUGAACAUAUCAGAGGCAAACUUCUCCCUACCUAUAGCAAUAAGUGGCGCUUGUUGUAUACAAGCAGUUGUUCUUACCAUUACUGACAACGAUGGUAAAUUUGAUCGAUGUAAUUUUAUCCUCUCUGAACAACCUCUUUCUGUUGUUCAAGAAACAACAACAGUAGGUACAACAGCAGUAGAAGUUCAGACGACAACAACUGCUACAUCAGUAGAUGCAAAGGAACAGACAGCAGUUAACUGGACUUUGAUUGGUAUCGUCGUCGGAUCAAGCGUCGCAGGAAUCAUCCUCAUCGCACUUCUCGUCGUCCUUAUCUACAAAACAAAGAGAGGAUCUAGGGCUGAGGACAAAAUAAUGUUAUCACAUCGUUAAAUAUGUGUUAAAUGAUUCUCAGAUAAAAUAUCGUCAAUUACUAAAUAAAAUUAGUACAAUAAGCUCGCAUAAAUCCUGAAAGAAAAUGAAAGAUAUUUUCAUAAUUACUUGUCUGUUUCAUUUUAAAUAUCUUCCUUGCAUUGUAUCUGGAUUCCCCUUACACUGUAUCUGGAUAAAUGUUGUAAUGAGAAAAUUGAAUACAAGGAUUACUCCACACAUUCCACUAUAUGCUAAAUUGUAAGCAUUGAAUGGACACAUUUUAUUUUUAAUCGAAAAUAUGCAUGAAUCAUUUUAAAUAUUAUGUAAUUGAAUUUUGCUUCCAUAUUAACUUCCAUCAACUUAUAACAGUACAAAACAUUUGGGUCAAUUAACAGUAUCUUUUUUUUAUUUCAUUAAAUUGUUUAACUAUUUCAGCAGGAUAAAUAGAUACUGUGUUAUGUUAAAUUAAGUAAUACUAAUUGUGUAAAUUGUUUGAAACGAAAACAAUAAAACAAUGCUUUAUUUUAGUUUGACCCAUUCUUUCUGUCAAGAACCAUAUCUUGGAGCACAAAGAUUAAAGAUAUCAAAUAUUCUUAAUUCUUAAAUUGCUGUUAUUAAUUUAGCAAAUAUAAUUUGCGUACUUACA